GCUACACGUCGGGAGGGGACACGCUCAAAACCAGCCUCCCUCCCUCGCGCGUGUGCGUCUGAUAGUCGCAGACUAGCAGGCACGAUCGCUACUGCCGACUUUUCUCUUCUCCCAGCCAGCCUCGCCCACCGGUGGGACGGAAAAGACGGGACAUCCGCACUCGGGGGAAUAAGCAGGCAGCAUUGCAGUUUCUUCUCGACAAUCUCGACAGGAAGGAAGGCAGGAUGAUCGCGGCUCAGCUGCUGGCCUACUACUUCACCGAGUUGAAAGAUGAUCAACUCAAAAAGAUCGACAAGUACCUCUACUCCAUGCGGUUGUCGGACGAGACGCUCAAGGACGUCAUGAACCGCUUCCGCCGAGAGAUGGAGGACGGCCUUGGCCAUGGCACCAAUCCCACCGCCACCGUUAAGAUGUUGCCCACCUUCGUCAGGUCCAUCCCUGAUGGAUCAGAAAAGGGAGAUUUCAUAGCGCUGGACCUCGGGGGAUCAAACUUUCGGAUCCUAAGAGUCAAGGUGACCCAAGAUAAAAAGCAACCGGUCCAAAUGGAGAGCCAGGUCUAUGAGACCCCCGAUGACAUCAUUCACGGAAGUGGGACUCAGCUUUUUGACCACGUGGCAGAAUGCCUUGGUGACUUCAUGGAGAAACAAAAGAUUAAGGACAAAAAGCUUCCUGUUGGAUUCACCUUCUCUUUUCCCUGCGCCCAAAGCAAACUGGAUGAGGCCGUCUUGGUGACAUGGACAAAGAAGUUUAAGGCCAGUGGUGUAGAAGGCAUGGAUGUUGUUAAACUACUCAACAAGGCCAUAAAGAAACGGGGGGACUAUGAGGCCGACAUAAUGGCGGUAGUAAACGACACGGUUGGGACCAUGAUGACGUGUGGCUUUGAUGAUCAGCGCUGCGAAGUGGGCAUCAUCAUAGGUACAGGAACUAAUGCUUGUUACAUGGAGGAAAUGCGUCAUAUCGACCAAGUGGAGGGCGACGAGGGUCGAAUGUGCAUCAACACUGAGUGGGGAGCAUUUGGGGAUGACGGCUCCUUGGAGGACCUCCGCACAGAGUUUGACCGCGAGAUCGACAGGGGGUCCAUCAACCCAGGAAAGCAGCUUUUUGAGAAGAUGGCCAGCGGCAUGUACAUGGGAGAGCUGGUGCGACUCAUUCUGGUGAAGAUGGCCAAAGAGGGUCUGCUGUUUGAAGGACGUAUAACCCCUGAGCUCCUAACAAGAGGAAAGAUUGAGACCAAGCAUGUGUCUGCCAUUGAGAAGACCAAAGAAGGGCUAAAAAAGUGCAUGGAAAUCCUAACGAGGCUUGGGGUGGAACCCUCUGAUGAAGACUGCCUGGCUGUGCAACACGUUUGCACUAUUGUGUCCUUCCGCUCAGCAAAUCUCAUCGCUGCAACCCUGGGGGGCAUCCUUUCUCGCCUUAAAGAGAACAAAGGGGUAGCUCGCCUACGCACCACAGUGGGCAUCGACGGUUCUCUAUACAAGAUGCAUCCUCAGUAUGCCCGCCGUUUGCACAAGAUGGUUCGCCGGUUAGUCCCAGAUUCGGAUGUCCGCUUCCUGCUGUCGGAAAGUGGGAGUGCCAAAGGCGCCGCAAUGGUGACGGCCGUUGCAUACCGCCUGACGGAGCAGGCACGACACAUCCAGCAGACACUGGCCGAGUUUAGGCUGAGCAAAACCCAGCUGCUAGAGGUGAAGAAACGCAUGCGAGUGGAAAUUGAAAGGGGCCUCAAGAAGGACACCCACCAGGAGGCCACAGUCAAAAUGUUACCCACAUAUGUCCGGAGUACACCAGAUGGAACAGAAAAUGGAGACUUCCUCGCACUUGACCUUGGUGGGACUAACUUUCGGGUACUUCUGGUAAAGAUUCGCAGUGGGAAGAGGCGUUCAGUGGAGAUGCACAACAAAAUCUACGCCAUUCCUAUCGAGGUUAUGCAGGGCACAGGAGAGGAACUCUUUGACCACAUUGUCCACUGCAUUUCGGACUUCCUGGACUACAUGGGCAUGAAAAGCGCUCGUUUGCCUCUGGGUUUCACCUUCUCCUUCCCUUGCCAUCAGACCAGCCUGGAUGCAGGAAUACUUGUGACCUGGACCAAAGGUUUCAAAGCCACAGACUGUGAGGGCGAAGAUGUAGUUGAGCUUCUGAGGGAAGCCAUCAAGAGGAAAGAGGAGUUUGAGUUGGAUGUGGUUGCAAUCGUCAAUGACACAGUGGGCACCAUGAUGACCUGCGCAUACGAGGAACCCACCUGCGAGGUGGGUCUUAUUGCAGGGACAGGAAGCAAUGCUUGUUACAUGGAGGAGUUGCGAAACAUCGAGAUUGUUGAGGGUAACGAAGGCCGGAUGUGCGUCAACAUGGAAUGGGGAGCGUUUGGAGACAACGGCUGCCUGGAUGACAUCAGGACACAGUAUGACCAAGCGGUGGAUGAAAACUCGCUCAAUGAAGGCAAACAGCGAUAUGAGAAGAUGUGCAGCGGCAUGUACCUGGGAGAGAUUGUCAGGCAGAUUCUGAUUGAUCUCACCAAACGUGGAUUUCUUUUCCGGGGACAGAUCUCCGAAACGCUAAAGACUAGAGGCAUCUUUGAGACAAAGUUCCUGUCUCAGAUUGAAAGCGAUCGUCUGGCACUGCUGCAGGUCAGGGCCAUCCUGCAGCAACUGGGGUUGGACAGCACCUGUGAUGACAGUAUCAUCGUCAAGGAGGUGUGUGGCACAGUGUCCCGCCGUGCUGCUCAGAUCUGCGGGGCUGGCAUGGCGGCGGUAGUAGACAAAAUCCGAGAGAAUCGGAAACUGGACCACCUGGACGUGACUGUGGGCGUUGACGGAACGCUCUACAAGCUUCACCCACACUUUUCACGGAUCUUCCAGCAAACGGUGAAGGAGCUCUCCCCCAAAUGCGACGUCACCUUCCUGCUGUCAGAGGACGGCAGCGGCAAGGGAGCCGCCCUCAUCACAGCAGUGGGCUGCCGUCAGAGGGAACAAGAAGCUCAGCAGCAUUGAGGCCCUCCCGGAGAGUACGGAAGAAACCAGCUGCUGCUCCAUCGGCACCAUUCACCCCGCCAACCCCCAACAGCCGUGACCCUACCCGAUCACCACCUCACUGACAGGGCGGCGCACAACAAACACCUAAAGCUCUGCAUAUUUAUUUUUCUGCACCAGCAGGUUUCUUGUGUUUGUACAAUUUCCUCUGUUGCUUUUUGUCGUCUAAAGUCCGUAAGUGUGUUUAUUCAUGUAUUGCUAAUUUUAUUUUUAUAUUGGAAGCAAAUAUAUGACUAUUUAUAUUGCUGAGGCCACUUUGUGAUCCAAAAGGAUUUACACCAUAAAGACAAGAAAAUAUAUAUAUAAAAAUAUGUACACACACACGCACACACGAUUCUGAUGGGCCAAGAUGUUAUACCUUCCCAAAUGCUGGGCGACAAGGGCUUGCUGCCAUGUCACGGCUGCGCCAUUCCUUCCCAUGACAUCACAUGCUAAACCGCUGACCAGGGAUUGGGGACUCUUGUCAUUGUGACGUGGACUCAGUUGAUGAUUUGACUUGGGUGGGGGACACUAAAAGACAUAUAUAAACUUGGAGGAUUUUGUUUUUCAACCAGGAUACUUGUGGACAAACGCCUUUCAGCUUUUUGUUAGAGAACAGCAUUUUGGGCAAAAAGUCCUAAAACAUUCAACGGUUUGAUUUGUGCAUCCAAAUUCUUAAGAAAAAGAAAUUAAGGAAUAUAAAUUCACCUGUAUUUUAUUUAGGUUCAAUCUGAAAUUGCACCUUAAAACCUUUUAAGCAAGACUUGUUUUAUGAGGUCACUUUCCUUGAAACUUGACUUGAGAUAACAUGAUUAAUGACUUUGUACUUGCUUGAAGACUUGAAGACUCACUGAAGAUUAAGGCUCGGGACUUGCACAUGUGACUUGAUCCCAUCUCUGCUCCUGACUGCUGGUGUGCGUCUAUUUGUGUCGUCACGUGUCCAGGUAGCAGGGGACAAAUGUUAGUCUUUGCUUAGAACUUACUUGUGAACUACUAUGCUUUGUUGUUGUAUUGAAUCCCGUAUCGGCACUGAACGGGAAGGGUGGAGUACUACUGCUGCAGGCGCUUUAUUGUCUAGUUUGCGUGAAAGGUGUGUGUGUGUGCGUGUGUGUGUGUCGGACCUGUACGCUUUCAAUGUCAAAGCUGUGUGGAGACUGCAUGCCUUACACGCAGACAAAAGGGAGAAAAGAGCUGUGAUGCGUUUUGUUUCACACAGAAGUGAGUUCAUGAUUAAAUUCUAUUUUGUUGUGGAACAAAGUCUGCUGUCUCGUUCUUAAAGUCAUGUCAAAAUACUAUAAUGAUAAAAAAUUAGAGUACAUUUUAAAAAUGUUUUGGCUUGCUGAAAUUAGCUUGUUGUGAGUGCCCUGUGUCAUG
Corythoichthys intestinalis (scribbled pipefish) is the source of this 4376-nucleotide messenger RNA. RefSeq names its product hexokinase-1-like. The transcript has 18 exons. Lineage: Eukaryota; Metazoa; Chordata; Actinopteri; Syngnathiformes; Syngnathidae. Gene Ontology annotation, cellular component: cytosol; mitochondrion. Gene Ontology annotation, biological process: intracellular glucose homeostasis; glycolytic process; carbohydrate phosphorylation. Gene Ontology annotation, molecular function: D-glucose binding; glucokinase activity; fructokinase activity. The coding region runs from base 225 to 2984 and encodes 919 amino acids. The record is from RefSeq and is a predicted model, not a curated record.